Anopheles stephensi (Asian malaria mosquito) is the source of this 2357-nucleotide messenger RNA. RefSeq names its product transmembrane protein 216. NCBI's taxonomy places the organism in Eukaryota, Metazoa, Arthropoda, Insecta, Diptera, Culicidae. The coding region runs from base 449 to 862 and encodes 137 amino acids. The record is from RefSeq and is a predicted model, not a curated record. The transcript is spliced from 2 exons. Gene Ontology annotation, biological process: non-motile cilium assembly. Gene Ontology annotation, cellular component: ciliary transition zone.
UGCGGUGCGUAUCCUUGCCAACCACCAGCAGGAGAAAAAAAAACUCUGUCAAACAGAACCAGGCAUAGAACUCGGCGCAGUUUUGUUCUAAAAAUAAACAUUUUUCUUUCAAAACUGGGCCCAAUCGUGCUGCGUGGUUGUGCUUAUAUUUGUGAAGUUACUUUAGCUAGGUAAAACAAUACGCUUUUCCAGAAACGCUGGUUCAUAGUAUACCGGCCAGUUCCGUCCGGUUGGCCACGGACGGUUUAGAAGCUCAGGCCUCAUCCGCGCCACGGUGAUGUGGAAUAUAGCGCCUCGAUCCAGCAACGCUCGUCGAUGCCCGCACACCAUCAUCAUCAUCGGAUGAUUAUUAUGUACCCGUAGUAGUAGUCCGUGCAGGGAACCAGCGCACAUUAGCAACCCCGGACCGGGGGCAGCCUAGCAACGGAGUGAAGACGACGGAAUAACAAUGGGAAACCCAAGCCUAACGUACGAGAUUUUACUCUAUCUCAAUUCGUUCUACUUCGGAAUGUUCGCUACCUGCGAACUCGGGAUGCUCACGCUGAAGGCAGUCAAUUUGAAGUAUCCGGAUCACAUUCUGCUUCGGGAGGCGUGCAUCCUGGUGGCGCUGUGUUUGGUGGAAACGAUCCGAAUCAUCCUGGGCAGGAGGGGUAGUCUUAGCGACCACGGUUGGCACGUUAUCCUGUCCGUAUUUCUUACCAUCCCCUGCGGAAUGGGCGUAGGGUAUCUUCUCUUCUACCAGCUGCACCGGCUACGCCUGGAGUACAUCCUAUGUGCCUUAAUGUUAUCACUACAGGCAGCAGAACUGUUUUUUGCAAUACUGUUCGUAUUCACGCUGUGUCGGCCGCCUUCCUACGAUUAACUUCUCACGACCAUUCAUGACAAAACUGCCAAAGCUCUCUUGUAACCGAUUUCCGCCCAGAUUGUCUCUGGACUGGCCUACCGUGCCCGGAAUGGCGAGAUCAAUCCUAAUGGCUUACCGUUCCUGGCCGCGUGAAAACUACUACUCGGCACGCCGGUUGUAGUAGUUGCAUUUGCACACUCUCACAAACACACACACACAUACAUACACACCAAUGUGCCCCUCGGAUUGGACGUGGAAAUAUCAUUACCAUCAUCGUCAUAUUGCUCAAAUGGCCAAACUAAGACGGUGCCACCGUAAGGCUGGUAGUGAACAUAGGUGCCAUGUAGUUUAUCGUAGAGUAUUGCAAACCAAAAGACGGAGCAAAAUUUUUAUGCCGUCUGCCGCGGUUUUGGGCAUCCGUGCGUAGGACAUGUAGGAGACGUAGGCGUAUAAGCGUAGCCAGCGGGAACCAGUUGUUGCGGGACAGUCGAAUUUUGAUCGAUAAACUGCUUUAGGAUAAAAGUAAUGCACCAUUAUCUGCACAUGCCCACGGCACACUGCGAACGCUUUCUUCGGUUAGAUACGAUUUAUCGCACCGCCUUUUCGAGUGUCUGUCAAUGCACACAGCAAACAAAGAGUUUACCGAAAGCUUUCCUUAACUUUAGAGCACAAACUGUACCGUUUCAUUCGAUACCAAAGAGCUUCAUUUCUAGUCUAGACGUGUAAUUAAUUUAAACAAAACUGUCGACCAUCAAAGGACCACCAAAGGCUAGGUCCUAGGUUUUACCUAAUCGAAUCUCCUCCAUGUAAUAUAUCCUAGAACUUUUCUAUCUUGCGAUUACAACUACCAACACACAACCAAACACACACUACAGUUACUAUUCACGCUGCAUUCUUCAAAUCAAAAUAUUACUAGCAAUAGGUUGGGGCAGCGACGUAAAAAGCGGGUUUCAAAAAAUCUAGAACCUAGACAUUGUUGAUGCGCCAUGUGGUGUGUGGGAGGGCGCGCGCUAAUUCUUAGAUAAUUUUGGAAUAUAAAAUUUGUAAUCAACUGCUAUCAACUGUGUCAAAUAUCAGGUACCGGAGGCACAUGCCGGAAGCGAACAAUUAAAAGCAAACAAAUGCAAUAUAAUCAACCUUAUGUAAAACGCAGCGUCGUAAAAUUUUGAAAAAUGUUUACCCUAAUUGUAAUACCGGAAGGUGAUAAAAAACAAAACUCAUAUAUCAAUCAAUCAAUACUCAAAUACUAGACCAGUAACAAGCAACAAAAAAGGAAAAAGAAAUCAAAUGUGUACGUUUGAAAGUUGUGUGAUUGCGACGAAUUAUAUCGUUCCCGUUUCAGCCGUGUAAAAUCACUUAAAGCCGUGUCCUGUGGGGGGUUUUCGUUGGUACUUAGCAAAACCGAAGCAAGGGUACGACGGGUCGGUGAAACCUAGGUACAGUACAUACAAAACACUUGUAUUUGUAUAAUCAGGUAUAGCGUUCAAAAUAUAACACACCUCGACAAAAAAUA